Messenger RNA from Anopheles coustani, 3688 nucleotides. It is a transcript of the gene eya, whose product is annotated as developmental protein eyes absent. Gene Ontology annotation, molecular function: protein tyrosine phosphatase activity. Gene Ontology annotation, biological process: cell differentiation; positive regulation of DNA repair; negative regulation of extrinsic apoptotic signaling pathway in absence of ligand. Lineage: Eukaryota; Metazoa; Arthropoda; Insecta; Diptera; Culicidae. The coding region runs from base 1 to 2400 and encodes 799 amino acids. The record is from RefSeq and is a predicted model, not a curated record. The transcript has 7 exons. Gene Ontology annotation, cellular component: nucleus.
AUGGUGACACUAAUGCCUUGUAGUUAUAUAUCUGCCCCCCGGAUCUCCAUCAUUGAUAAAAUGAUAGAGAUAGAACCAAAGGGAAAACGAUCACGCACUGAAGGACCCGAAACGACGGAACGUUCCCGUAUCUACAGUAACCUCUCGGAGCCACUGGUAGCUGCCGGAACGGUACCGACACUGGAAGGCAUCGGAGGAGGACCAGCGCUGGCUUUGAGCUCCCCGUUCCACUACCCCGUUGGGUCGACGGCUACGAAUCACGGGAACGCCAACGGUGGUGGUAGUGGUGGUCUGGUGGCAAGUUCACAUUCCCUUUAUCACCACUCACCGGUUGGAGGACUCAGUGGAAGCGGGAGUGCGACGGGCAGUGGUUCGUAUCGGGGAAGUUCUGGCGGUUCGGUGGCGUUACACAACGGCCUCAACUUGACGUACGGUCCACCGGGCGCAAGUGCUAGUGCAGGUGGUAACGGGGGACUACUUGCAAGUCCUGGAUCUCUCGGGAGUCGAUUGAACAGCAGUGGCGGAAGUAGUGGAAGUAGCGCGAGCCAUUCAACUAUCACCUCCGGUUUGGGAACUGGAUCCGGUUCGUCUUCGGGUGGGGGAUCGCUAGUGGAUGGGUUGUCCUCCCUCGGCACCGGUGGCCCCACUGCUGGCUUAGGCCAGGUGACGUCCGGAGCCACGACGGCCACGCUGGGCACCAGCGAGCUGGGAAUGUCGCACUGGCUGAGCGACGGUACGGUCAAAUCGGAACUGCGCAGCCCCGGACUUGACGGAAGCCUUGCAGCGACACAAACCACCAACCUGCCCCUCGGUGCCACCGCUGCACACGCCCACCUGGACGGGUCUGGGCUAUUCUGCGCCAACCCAGGCGCCACCGCAGCCGCAGCCGUCGCCACGCUGGACGCGCUACAAAGUUCCACGGUCGCCGCUUCGGCGAACGUGUAUGACCACAAGUCCGACUACUACAAUUACUACAACAGUAUGCAGCAGUACACACCGGCGUUCUACUCGUCGGCGUACGGCGCCACGGCCUAUGGGACGCGGACCACGACGAAGAUACCCUCGCCAAACACGUACCUUACGUCACCGUACGCUGCCGCCGCCGCAGCCGGCAACAACAACUCCGCCCAGCUCUACUCCUCCUACGGCUACUCAUCGUCAUCCUUCGGCCAGUUUGGUGCGGGCCAACAGGACAGCUACAGCUACUACAACGAUCAGUACGGUCCGUACUAUGCCAACACGGCCAGCUACUCACCGUACGUUAGCUCACCCGGAUCGAGCGGCAGUCAGGCGGGUGGAUUCCAUGUGGCGGCCGGUCUUUCCGCGGAGAGUCCCUCGGAGGCGCACGCAACUACACCAAACAUGCUGGCACACUCGCACUCCCCUCAGUCUCCCAUCUCCAUCUCACCGACGGCGAUCGGUGCCGGAGGUCCCGGUGGUGUGGGGAACGUGGGUGCAAGCAAGACGACAACCCCGACAGGGAAGGCAGGACGGGCGCGGGGUCGACGGCAUGCACAUCCAAGUCCGACACGUAGUUCCACCAGCGAACCUGGCAUCAGCGAGAAGGCUCCGGAACGAAUUUUCGUGUGGGACCUCGAUGAGACGAUCAUCAUCUUCCACUCGCUACUGACGGGGUCCUACGCUGGGCGGUACAAUAAGAACCGCGACCAUCAGGUCCAACUGGGCUACCGGAUGGAGGAGCUCAUAUUCAACAUGGCCGAUGCGUACUUUUUCUUCAACGACCUGGAGGAGUGCGACCAGAUACAUAUCGACGACGUAGCCUCGGAUGACAACGGGCAGGAUCUCAGCAAUUACAACUUUGCCGCCGACGGAUUCCACAAUGCCACACCGCAAGCAGGAGCUCCACCUAAUGUUUGUCUAGCUAAUGGUGUGCGUGGCGGCGUCGACUGGAUGCGGAAGCUAGCGUUUCGCUAUAGGAAAAUUAAGGACACGUACAAUACCUAUCGCAAUAAUGUUGGAGGUUUAUUAGGUUCCCAAAAACGAGACCACUGGUUGCAGGUACGCUCGGACAUUGAGCUUGAAACGGACAGCUGGCACAGUUUGACGCUAAAGUGCUUGAACAUGAUCGCCCAGCGGGAAAACUGCGUAAACGUGCUAGUGACCACCACCCAGCUGGUACCAGCCCUGGCCAAGAUACUACUCUACGGUUUGGGUCAAGUGUUUCCGGUCGAGAAUGUCUACAGUGCGAACAAGAUAGGCAAAGAACAAUGCUUCGAGCGGAUCGUCACGAGAUUCGGCCGCAAGAGCACGUACGUCGUCGUCGGCGAUGGUCAGGACGAGGAGAAUGCAGCCAAAAACCUUAACUUUCCCUUUUGGCGGAUAUCGAGUCAUAGCGACAUCCGGUCGCUACACACCGCCCUCGAGAUGGGCUUCUUAUGAAAACUUUACCACCCAUCCCGCGUGGUUCCGGAGCUCAUAAUGGCGGCAAUCCGCGUACGCGUACUUCCAGCACACCAGUUGGCGCAAAGCAUAAAGCAAAAAAACCAAAAAAGACACAACCGACAGCUCAGUUCCUCGAGACGUUCCCGUCCCUCCUGUGGUGGCUGAUAAUGGGGUUGAGGGGUUUCCGGGGAACGGGAAAGACAUCGUGAAGCCAGUAUUUAUAAUUUGUACACAGCACACCAAUUGUUGUAGGUGUACAAUAAUUUUCACCCAGUAUCCCAUCAACUCCGUCACGAAAUCUUUAAAACGAGAACAAAAAACUGAACAAAUAUCAAUAUGCUCAAAACUUUGAAAAUAGAUUCACACACACCCACAAGUAAAUGUAAAGUACAUGGCGGGUAACUUUUGCCAGCAUUUAUCGCAGUUUUAGAGAAGUUGCGGAAAUGGAUGAUAACGUGAAGCGCGUUGUCGGUAAAGCUUCACUUUGUUGUAGAUAAUGGAUCGUUCCAUGAUGACACUAAGCCAAUAUCCCAGUGCAAAUAUUAUUUUCUCUAUGAAACGACUAAUCUUUAAAAUGUGUACAAUUUAAAUGGAAUAAGACAUACUCGAGCAGAAUUGAAAUGGGUGAAACAGUCCAAAUGUGAGUGGAUAGAUUUUAUGCAUGUUAGAUAGAAUCGCGAAGUUGUUAGUAAAAGUAGAGUAUCAAACAGGAAGGCUAACGGUAUCUAAACGAAUGCAUAGAUAUUCAUGUACUGAUACAAUAUAUCAUUCUCAAAUCGUCUGGCUACUAACUUCCUACGACACGCAACAACAUAUAAAACUUUGAUCACUCAUCUGUGUACAUACCUCGUCUGAACGUGUUCUUCUUUCUCCAUUUUCCCCCGGCUACAUGAGAAAAAAGCAGCUGUUGUUUCGCCUGCAACGAAUAGCGAUGGAAGAUAGCCAUCGUUCAUAAUUAGCCGUAGAUUGUUGUAGCUGUGAAAUAUAGAGCAAAUUCAUUACUGAGGCGAACUGAGGCGAAACCGUGCGAAUGUUGGGCCGUCGGAUAAGGGCGUGGAGGGAAGGUUCAAAUGCUGCAUGCGAAUAUAUCUAUGGGAAGUGUAAAUAUUCACAAACGUUUACUCAAAUCAAAAUAAUAAUACACUAGAAUAAAAUUUAAACGCAGGCACCAUCAUCAGCAUUGAAUUGUAAGUGUUGUACAUUCGUUGCCGUUUCCAACGGACGUGUAAAGCACAUGAAAGCUUGAAGGAUGUAUAGUAUAAAAGAAAAUAAAGAGCAAAACAUG